Messenger RNA from Hyaloscypha bicolor E, 1926 nucleotides. RefSeq lists its product as uncharacterized. Lineage: Eukaryota; Fungi; Ascomycota; Leotiomycetes; Helotiales; Hyaloscyphaceae. Gene Ontology annotation, molecular function: DNA binding; protein dimerization activity. The coding region runs from base 1 to 1926 and encodes 641 amino acids. The record is from RefSeq and is a predicted model, not a curated record. The transcript has 3 exons.
AUGGAUUCCCUCCCCGCCGAACUCCUCAACCUCAUCCUCCUAUGGGACAUCCGCAUGUGCCGUUGCGAAAAGAACUCGAUACUACCAUUGCGGCUAGUUUGCAAAGCCUUCGAUGAGAUCCUAAAACCAUACGUGUUCAAGACAAUACAGCUCGAAUUCUCUCGGUUCCUGAGGCAGAGGAGAGGCGCGAUUGAGGCAAAGGAUUGGGAUGAAGAGGGGAAGAUUGCGAAAGAGCUGCAGGGACACGGGAGCGGAUUGGAUGUAGUAUGGGGACAUGAGGCAAUUUGGAAGCUAACGAUGGAUAGGGAGGGGCUGAAAAGAGUGGGUGGAUGUUGUGAGGCUCUGUAUUUGGAUUUAAUGGUUGUGAGGGAUGAGGAGGAAAUAACUCGUCUUACGAACGUCUUCCAGGGCCUGAUACCCAAGGUUCCGGAGUUGGUACCACUGCUCGCCUCCCUUCGGAAAUAUUGUAUGAAUGAAAGCACAUUUGACGAGACUGAUUUCAAGGAGCUUGUGGAAAAUGUCCUUGAUGCCACACCGAACAUGCGAAGACUAAAGUUGAAUUUGCCAUUCCAAGUCGUUGGUCAACAAAGUCGAACAGCUACUCUCCUCCUAGCUACAACAAUGGCAGCUCUCACAAAACGACCCGAAGAAGCCAAAGGGCUCGAUACUCUAGUCCUUGACCAUGUCAGCGAUACAACGAUCAUCGAUAUCUGCAACAAUCCCAUGGAUCUAGGGAAUGCCAUACAGGCCUUCUCGGGGCUCAAGCAUCUGGUGCUAUCUAUGAAAAGACAAGAAGCACGGGACGCUCGACAAGUCGUUUUUACCAAACAUCUAUGGUUUCUGAUUCGGAAAGCCAUUGAUUUAGAAAGCCUAUGCUUGAUCGGAUGGAACGUCAAGAGAGACAUUGCCACAAGAACGCAUUUACAUGGCGUUUCAGCCAAUGUUUGGAACAUGCGAUCUCUACCAUUUCACGUAGAUGAAUCUCGUACUUCAUCUCGCCUUCGAUUCUUAGAGCUGAAGCGUGUCGACAUCGAUCCGCGUUCCCUGCUCAACCUGGUGGCGGAGUCUGCUAGAUCACUGAAAGAGCUAUAUUUAAACGAAGUGUACCUAAAGGUUGGAGAUCACAAUGCUUCCAGCGGCACUUCUCUAUGGUUGGGGCAUGGCGACCUUCGAAAAACAGAUGAUGUCGUCUGGGUUGCUCAAGAUUUACGCAAAAUCGAAGGCUUGGAGCUGGAUGUUCUCCGAGCGACUGGACUCGGAUACGAUGAAUUUGACCCAGAGACGAAUCCAAUGCACCCGAACUACGAUCUCGUUGAUUAUUCUGGUCGGAAUCGACCAUUCGAUCAACGAUUUGUCGAGGCGGUCCUUUACUUCGAGGAUGUCAUCGCGGACGAUACUCCCAAGCCAAAAGUCUGUUCAGGGUCAAGCGGUCAAGAUUUGCCACAAAUUGCCACCGUCAUCCCCGAACUCACAAACCUCACCAGCGUCCUCCCACCAGAGUAUCCGGAAGAGAGUCCUGGACCCAUCUUCGGUGAACUACCUCAGUCCGAACAACUACCACUUGCUCUCCCUCCCCUCCUUCAAUCGGAACCCGCAACACCAGCACCGGUGCAUCAGGUACAGUUCAACCAGACAAACGCUGGAGGUCUCUACGUCGAGUCAUCUCAGCCUGAACAGCACACUCUCCCUCCUCUCAACCACUUGCGGAAAGAAAAAGAAUACGAUGCCGAGACAUUCCAGAGAUCUCACAACACUACUUCGCAUUUCAAGAGAUGCAUUGAUGGGUAUUUCUUCAAUCAUAAUGAGCAGGCCUUGAAAGAGCUACAGAAUAUCAUUACCGUUGCGGAUCGAGGGAUGACGCUCCUUUCGGAAGAAAUUGACAGAGCGAGGCAUGGAACGGGGAUUUUGCCUCCUCUUCCUCUUUGA